Messenger RNA from Papaver somniferum (opium poppy), 1450 nucleotides. RefSeq lists its product as uncharacterized. The record is from RefSeq and is a predicted model, not a curated record. The coding region runs from base 300 to 1019 and encodes 239 amino acids. The transcript is spliced from 4 exons. Lineage: Eukaryota; Viridiplantae; Streptophyta; Magnoliopsida; Ranunculales; Papaveraceae.
CUCAACCUCAGAUGAAAUAACCGAUAAACAGCAAUCCAAUCUCCAUCAAAUUCCUACCUACUCCUACCCACUUACCAGCAAUCUACAUGGACCAUUGUUUAUCUGAUGAUGUCAGGUUAAAAGCAGAGUAAACUCUUGUCUCAUUUACACACAAUAAUCGUCUUUUUAGUAAUGAAAACGUCUGGUUAGGAAAUAGGUUAAUUUCAAUCCAAUUCGGGUAACAAAAAGAAGAAAAAAGCAAUCAGUGAGUGACUCGUGAUGAGCGGGUGGUGUUUCUGUUCCUUGUGGAUGAUAACAAGAUGGAAGGAUUCUCCACAAUCGAUGGCUUUGUGAAUGUGAACGAAGGCGUGGUAGAUAUGUUGAAGUAUUUGGCAAAUGAACCUUCUGUUGGUCUUUAUUACGUCCAACAACAUACCCACACCGCCCUUCCUAAUCUUCUCCAUCUCAAUGGAAAAGUUGUGAGCAAGUCUUACGAAACUAUGCUUUAUACAGAAGAUUUGGAAGACUCUAUUACUAUGGUGAGGUCAAUGAAACAAUGUGGAUUGUCAAUUGCCGAUGAUAUGGUUAAGGAGAUCAAUAAGUCUCUAAUUGUCAUGUCGACAUCACACCCACGGCGAGGGUUAAUCAGCAACUCGAGUUCAGCAUCUCAGACAAGUAGAAGCAUCAACUCUUGGGGACCCGUGGCUUUUGGGUCUGGAGCAGUUGGCAACCCGCAAGAUGGAGAAGGAAGUGCUAGUUAUUUGUCAAGUGUUCUGAAGUCGGCAAAAGAGAAGCUACGGUUUCCUAAUCCUCCACUCUCUGAAGAGGUAUCAGCUACAGCAUAUGUUUCAACAUUGCCUGAUAAAGAAGCAGCUGAAGAGCUCCCAUUGUCAAGUCAGAUUGCAGAGCAGCAGCAUGAAAGACCAGUACCCUAUGAUGGAGACUCACCCCCUCAUGAAUUAUCUUUGCUUACAGAAAACUACGAGGAGUUCAAAGCUGAUAGAGAAGCAAAACUACAAGAAUGGUUGCAGGAGGAAUGAGAGGCUGAAUGCGCGAAGGAAAUUAAACGCACAAGGGUAACAAAGAAAGAGUUGACAUGGAAGGACAGUGAGUGUUAUAUAUUGGCUUGUGGCUGAUUGACAGUGAGCAUCCAUGUAGGAUCAGAUGGGUAUGCUGAGUGCUUUAGCGAUGCUUUCCAGUCCCAAAUUUCACUCUUUUGUGCUGACAAGGCUAUGGUGAGGUGGGUCCACAGACUGUUAAUGGGAUUAUGAUUAUUUUCUUGAUUAAAGAGAACAGUAUGGUUAUCAUUUUUUUUUCCUCAAGAGAACAGUAUAUUUGUGUUUGUGAAUGCCCCAGCACUUCUGAGAUUAUACUACUGUGCUAUUAUUGUUCUUUAUUUCGCGAAGACAUCCUUAAUCAUACAUGGUAACUAAUUUUCCUAAAAUAAUGGAAUAAAAACUUUUCGAGAUUG